AUGUCCUCAAAUAACAAUGGAGCUCGCUACACUGCAGCAAUGCAAAAAGUGCACAUCAAAUGGUCCUCCGAGCAGAAGGCUGCCUUGAGAGCCAAACAUGCUCAGCAUCACAUUGACUAUGGCACCACAUUGAAGGAGGCUAGGGAGGUUGUUCAGUAUCAAGCUGAAAUGCUUCACGAAAAGUUUGGCAAGCACAGUGUUAACUAUUACUAUCAAGAAAUUAUGCAGAAGUCAUGUCUCGAGCACAACAAGGAACGUGAAAAACAGGGCUUAAGCAAAGAAAAAGUCCAUGUGAUUGCAGCGGAGGUUUCGGCUCAGUGGAAAUGUAUAAAUAAGGAAGAACGAUCAGAUGCUACUGAUGAUCUCAUGCAAAGUCUCACUGAUCAAUGUGAAAUGAAAGAUUUGGCUCUUCACAAUGUACCUCUGAAUGCCUUCCAAGAUGGUAGGAAGACUCUCGACUCAAUUGAUCGCAAGCUAUCAGCAUUAAACGCCCGCACAGGAAUGGAGAUUUUAUUAUUUGCAGUUCGCUCAGACGUCGAGCAUUUCAAUCAACCUCACAUAUUUCAAACAUCACACACUUCUGCCUUCUUUGAUGCCUGUCUUGGAACUUCUGUGGGCAAUAUAGCCCUUUGUCUUGAAGGUUUCAGCAUCGCCGGUGUACAGGGUAUGGCAAAAACUCAUGUUCAGGAGGUCCUUGAAUGGAAGAAGAAGACCGGUGAACUCAUUCACAAGAAACUUCAGGAGACAGCCGCGCCCAUCAAGAUAUCGAGGAUGUACUACAUCAACUUCGACAACAAUAUUACAAUGAAGCACCAUAUUAUUUUGAAGAAUUGGCCGCUCUCAAAGUUCUGUUGCCCGGGUGACAUCAGCUCUCUCAAUGAACCCAAAGUUUUAUUCUAUGCUUUUGACACCGGUGCUGCCUCUUUUCAGAAACUUACGGAUGCCAAGUACGACCAGUGGUCAAAUGAACAUUUCCAAGCCGCAUUAGCAGAGCAAAAUGGGUGCACAACCGAAGACAUGCCUAAUGUUGAUGAACAAGAUGAGGAUGAGGGAGCAGGAGGGAUAGGGAACAAUCAUACAGCACUAUCUGAGACUGAUAUCAAUGCAAUUGUUGAAGCGGCUCCUAAGCGCAGGACGAAGUGGAGGGCUGCUGAGCUUAUCAACACAGUUACUACUAGCUCGGGGGCUGCACUUCCAGUGCAGAAGAAACUGCAUGCUCCCAGGAAGGACAAGGGUAUUCCCCAUGGCCCAAGGAAGAAGAAGAUGGCCCAACUUACAGCUGCUCCUUCCCAUGAUGCGAGCAUUGUGUCCCCCACUGCAACCCAUACCCCUUCAAACCCUUCAACCAUGGCCAUGACACCAUCAGCUGAGCCUGCCAUCUGA
Messenger RNA from Suillus bovinus, 1383 nucleotides. RefSeq lists its product as uncharacterized. The transcript has 5 exons. Lineage: Eukaryota; Fungi; Basidiomycota; Agaricomycetes; Boletales; Suillaceae. The record is from RefSeq and is a predicted model, not a curated record. The coding region runs from base 1 to 1383 and encodes 460 amino acids.